Molecule: messenger RNA, 1830 nt
Organism: Mesocestoides corti
Lineage: Eukaryota; Metazoa; Platyhelminthes; Cestoda; Cyclophyllidea; Mesocestoididae
Source: the annotation of a GenBank genome assembly
AUGAUGACAGACACCCAAUUCAAACUGCGCCCGAAACCAAUCGCAUUGAGCUCAUGCUCUCUCUACUUGCAAAAACUGCUACGUGGCGUGCAUAGGGAUUCUGGCAAGCCGUCUAAAUUCACCGAAAUGUAUCAACAGAACACAUUCGAGGUUUUCUGCAUGGCAAAGCUCUUGCUCUCUUUUGACAUCACAAUUCUCCUUCUUGCUGUACUUCGGCUUCAUGUGCACGCCACAGCUUUGCCAAGUGCCGAGGAGGUUCGCAGAGGUGCAUUCGACUUUGGCGCAGCUUUCGAAUGUCCAGAGGAAGUUAAUGUCGACGAGAUCUUUACCUGCCAACUACUUGUCUCCAGAGGGACCCACAUAAGGGCUGUCGUGCAGUGGCAGGGUCAGCCACCGUUUGUCCACGAAUUCACGGAAACCAAUACCGAGACGAUCGGAUUGGUGUCACUAGACGACGGGCUAAACGAGGAGAACAUGACCUGCAGCUCCAACACCAAACUGCCAAUCAACAACGGUGCCCUUCACGAGGGUGAACUCGUGUCGCUGCGGAUUUCUUCCAGAGGUGGAGAGGUGUCGAUUUACCUCCAACGAUACGUUUGUGCGGAAUUUGAAAUUGCUGACAUUCUUGAAGCAACUUGCUACAACAAAAAGAAGGCCACUGCUAAAAACAUCGAAGUAAUGCAAGUUAUGACCUCAAGCACGCAGAUCACGGAGGUGACCUUGCAGCCGCCAUGGACUGUGCAACAAAACGACAGACUCUAUUUCGGGCCAUCGGACGUCCUCAACUGCGUCACCUCUGCUAAUCGCGCGCCUGAUAAGUCCGGCUUUUUAGAGUCCACGUCUUCUAUACCCGCGGUAUCAGCAACUCUGCUUCUUCCCAAUCGAGUGAAAUUUACGAGUAAAUUUUCGAGUCCCGGCAUCUAUUCUGUCAUCGUAUUGUUGGAACCCUACGCGUGGAGUCAGCAGGCUCCAAGUAGACGCCUUCAACAAGUGGUGCGUGUCAUUGGUCCGCCUAGAGAGGAACCACUGACCCUCUAUCCCACCACGUCUGCGGCGAGUACCACGCAAGACCUUCCAGCAGAGGUGCGUGCAACCUAUCAGGAGUUCGGACCGAUUCCAGGCUUCGAUGUCACCUUCGACACCAAUACACCAAAGCGACUGCUGUUCUCGGUGACGGCUGACACGACAUUCCACGGCAGCCUUGAAAUGACAGGCUCCAACUUCGAAGGCGUCUUCAAGCACACCUGCACACAGCAGUCCGGUGCGUGUGUCGGAGAAGUUACGGGUCGCGUUAUCCGAACAGGCAGCCACAUGGUUUGUGUGGAUGGUGUCACGGACGCACACCAGAAGGCGAAUGUCUGCAAAGCCGUGUGCGUUGUCGGCCCGCUUGGAUCCAUCGAGCUCUACAUAGAUCAGGCCACCGCGAUGGUGAACAAGGAGACGAUUCUACGCACGCGUCCAUUGACUGGGGACUACGAUCCACGCCUGAACUACAGCCUCGACUUCGGCGAUGGAAGUGGUCGUGUGACAGGAGAAAAACUCGAUGAAAGGGUCGUGUUCCGGCACAUCUACCGGAAGCCCGGCUCCUUCGAGGCCAUCUUGCUUUUCGACAGUGGAGAUCGAUUCAAAUUGCUCGUGGUUGCCGAUUACGCCAUCGAAGAUUUCACUUAUUCCUUGCCUAAUGGAAAUACCACGAAUGUUGGCGGAAGCCUCAACGUGACGGCCAGUUUUCGGUGUCCGGCGCCAGUGCGAAUUAAUCUCGUGUCCCUUGAUGGCACAGUCGUCUUUGAAGGCACAGGUACAGUUUGCGUCUUUGUACGGUCAGUUUGA